Nematolebias whitei (Rio pearlfish) is the source of this 4765-nucleotide messenger RNA. It is a transcript of the gene cep170ab, whose product is annotated as centrosomal protein 170Ab. Gene Ontology annotation, cellular component: centriole. Gene Ontology annotation, molecular function: protein binding. The record is from RefSeq and is a predicted model, not a curated record. Bases 103 to 4296 code for a protein of 1397 amino acids. NCBI's taxonomy places the organism in Eukaryota, Metazoa, Chordata, Actinopteri, Cyprinodontiformes, Rivulidae. The transcript is spliced from 19 exons.
UCUGGAUUUAUCCACGGUUGACUGCUGAGUUGUGCAAGUUUCGAAGGAUGCCUGGACAUCUCACGAUGUACUGAAGGUCAAAGGUGACCGCGUGAGGCAAAAAUGAGUCUGACUUCCUGGUUUCUGGUGAGCGGUGGGGGGACACGACAUCGUCUUCCCAGAGAGAUGAUCUUUGUGGGGAGGGACGACUGUGAGCUCAUGUUGCAGUCUCGCAGUGUAGACAAACAGCACGCCGUCAUCAACUACGACCCAAACACAGACGAACAUAAAGUGAAGGACUUGGGCAGCUUAAAUGGGACAUUUGUCAAUGAUGUGAGAAUACAGGAGCAAGUGUAUGUCACGCUGAACACUGAGGACAAGUUGAGGUUCGGAUAUGAUACCAACCUGUUCACUGUUGAUCGAGGAGAACUGCAUAUUCCCGAGGAGGCCCUCAAGCAUGAGAAACUGAGCAGUCAGCUGCAGAUGAUCCAGAAGAAACCUGCCGAGUCAGAACCUUCCAAACCUGAGGUGAGACCUUCUGAGGCAGCAGCUACACAAACGUGUGACGAGGCCAGCGCCAAACCCCCAGAGCCCCACAGGCCAGAGGAUAAAACAACAGGAGAAACAUCGGUCUUGAAAAGAGGUACGCCCCUCUAUGGCCAGCCUGCUUGGUGGGGUGAUGAAGAUGCUGACGAGCAGCAUCCAGGAAGGCCUGAAGAAAAGAACACAGACCGAAAAAGAGAAAAGGCAGAAACAGACAACAAGAAAAGCACAGACAUCUCAAAGUCUGCCCCUCAGACAGCCUCAAACCAAGAGCCGAGUUACUUCAAAACACCAGCUAAAGACUCUCCAUCAGGUAAGGUGACUAGUGAACCCCCCUUACAAGAUCAAGAGCCUGGUGUUCCUGCUGCUGCAGAACCCAUCCAUGGACAUGCAUCAUUCACCAUUGAGUUUGACUCUGGAGCAUCAGGUAAAGUUACUGUGAAAGAUCGAGUAGCAAAAGUAGGACCAGAGACCAGGCCACGUCCUAAAAGAGCCACUGGAGAGGAGCUGAGUCCACUUCAAACAGCUAUGGUGGCAGCGGAGGUAAAAGUUGCAGACUGGCUGGCCCAAAAUGAGCUGCCGCUAACUCUUAAAGAGAUGCCUGCAGAGGAGGAUGGGGAAAGUGUCAAGAGUGACGUUCCUGUGCAGCUGAAGAGUCUUAAAGACAGUAAACAUGAGGACGGCACUCAGAGCGAUUCAGAAAAUGCUCUCGGAGAGCAGCGGAGGGCUGCAGCUCUGGAGGAGCGCUCCUGGGGGCUUUGGAGCGGUGCUGGAAUGAAGAUUAGAGAAGGCCGUGCAAACGUACCAGAGGGUCUGUUUGCAGAAGAGGAGAGUCCUGCCCGUCGUUGCAAGCCUGCUACUUCCAAAGGGGUGAGCAGAUUUGUGGAAAGGCGACGCGGCUCCGUGCCACAUCAACAGAGUGGGCGUGAUGAGAGCUAUCGCCAUGGUGAUGAUUACAUUGACAAGGUGACUUACACUAUUGAGAUGGAGAAUAGAAGCAAUGAAGAAGAGGAGGCUAGGAAACUGAUUGACAAAGUGUUUGGUGUGGAUGAGCAGUGUGUUUCCAAGUUGGGGGGAACUAACCAAAGAGAAAGGCUUUCUUCACAGUGGUCUGGUUCCAGAGACAAAGGAAAGCCUGGACGAUUGGAGACAGAGGUGUUGUCUGAAGAGCUGAUGGUGGGGGGUCCUCGCUGGGUGUCGCAGUGGGCUACUCUGGCUGCCAGUCACAUUAGAACAGACCCUGAGGGUUCGGGAGGUGAAAACCAAACUAUGGUCACAGAGGACAGAGCUGAUACAAGUGAAUCCGGCCACACAGUCUUUGUUGCCUCUUCCACGUACACAGAGCGGAAGAGGAGAACACUACCCCAGCUACCUAGUGAGGAGGUCAUUCUUGGAAGAAGGAGCCCAGGAGCAGGCCUGCGCACAGAUUUGGGGGAGAAACAGGACACAGAGCUACAAGAAAAAGAGAAUCAAGAUGAGAGGAUUUCCAGAGGAAAGCUGGAUCACGGAACUGGAGGGAUUGGCAGUCAUGGAAGCAGCCCCAGUCGCUCCUCGCCGGCUAAAUCACAGGACAGUGGUGGUGGAAGAUCAGGUCAUUCUGGUGUGCUGGCCAAACUUCCCCCUCGUCCAAUGACCAGUGGGGAGAAGAGAAUGGAGGAGGCAAGAAGGAGGAAAAGGGAAGAGGAGAAAGCCAGAGAAAGUAGUGGAAAACCAUUGCUGAGACAGGAGAGUUUUACUGUGGAAAAACCUAGCGCCAACGUGCCUAUAGAGCUUAUACCACGUAUUGAUGGACUCACAUGCAGAACUCAGAGUAAAGAUGCUGGCAUUGACACUGUCACACUGCAGAAAGACUCAGAGGCUGUGGCAGCUUUUCUAGAGACCACCGUAUCAGACCAAGGUGAUCCCCCGAGUCAGUCCAUUGAAGGCUCCGUGUCUCCAGAGUCAGAUGUGGACACAACAAGCACAAUAAGUCAAGCAGACGGAGUGAGGAAAGUAGUCCAGAAGCGUCGGGCACUUGCAGGGCAGCAGAAGGAGAGAACGGUAGUGUGCUCGUCUAAGAAGGGGCCCACUGAGUGCAGAGAUACUCAGGACCGGAGGGUCAAGAAUAGAACAUCUGGUCCUCAGCAGCCUACUCGUCCCUGGACUUCCCUGGACCUCACUGAUGAUGAUGUCAACUCCAGUUCACUCCUUUCAGACUCACAACCCACCUCUGUGCAAGAAACUAGAGGCUCAAACACUAGAGCCCAAGCUGGGAGCGCAAUGGUCGGAGCCAGCGCCAAGUCUAAUCGGAGUAAGAUUUCCCAGACCGCAGCUUCCUCUGCACCCAGUAAAACUGCCAAUGUUCCCAAACCAAGACCCACUCGGACAUCUCUGUUGAGACGAGCCCGGCUGGGGGAUUCAUCAGAUACUGAACCUGCUGAUAUGGACCGGCUGUCAGUGGCCUCUGAGGCCUCUACUGCUAGUUCUACAUCCAGGACAGGGAUAGCAAGAAGGGGGAUGUCCAGGAUAGAGGCUUUAGCGCAACCAAGGAGACCAAGGGUGGCAUCUCCGUCUACUCAAAGUGACUCAGAAGCCACUGUGACAAGGGGCAGAGGUAUGGGGGCUCGAACUGCAGCAGGUGAUUGUGCAGUCAGACAAGGACUGAGAGGAACUAAUGCAGCUUCAUUGUCUGGACCCAGAGCCAGAGCUAACAGCGCCUCCAAGCUGCCUGAUAAAAGUAAAGGAACCGUCUCUUAUGGACAUGCUACACCUGCAUCCAACACACGAUGGCGCCGGGUUCCUGUGGAGUAUGCUUCCACCUCAGAAGACGAGUAUGGCUCAAAUCGCCACGUAUCCAAGCAGGGCCAAGCAAGGCAACCUUUCCCUUCAACACGAGUGGCCCAGUUAGGAGGCUCAGCCCCAGCAUCACCCAACCCUGCCGGCCUGGCUGCCUUCAAGCAGAACUCCAGGGAACAGGAUGAGUAUAUGAGAGAUUGGACAGCGCACAGCGAAGAAAUAGCCAGGAUCAGCCAAGAUCUAGCCAAGGAUUUAGCCAUGCUUGCCAAAGAGAUUCAUGAUGUGGCGGGAGAGAUCGACUCAGUCAGCCCUGCAGCAACUGACCCUGGAGCUUCGCUGACGGAGUCUGCAUUUGAUGAUGGUUUAGAGCUUGGUGGGCCCUCCACAGAGCAGAACAGCAUUCUGGGAGCUAAAGAACAAAGUGUAGAGCUUCGGAAACGAGGCUCUAACAACCAAAGCUCUCGUUCUAUACGUCGACAGACCUGGAAUAGAGAAGAUGCGAUCCUGGAUUGCAUGCUUCUAGCUUCUGUGACUCAGCUCUCAACCAGGAUACGGCAGUCUGUGGAUAAAACAAGCUGCAAAGUCAGGAUCCUCUUCAAGGAUAAAGAGCGAAAAUGGGAGGAGAUUGAGACCAAACUACAGGCCGAGCAUGACUCCUUACUGCUCAAGAGCUCCAACACAGAGAUUUCAACAAUUAUUCAAGACUUGAAGAGGGUGGAAAGGCAACUUGCAGUAAUCGACAUGAUGGUGGACCCAGAUGGUACACUGGAUGCCCUGUCCAACUUGGGCUUGAUGAGUCCCCAAGCUGACCAGAAGAUUGGUCCCGGGACUCAGCAAGGAGCAUCAGUGUUGCAUCCUGGAGCUGACGCAGCAUUGUCUAGCCAACUCUCAGCCCCCAGACCUGAAGGACGAUCUACUGAACCCCGUGGAUCCUCAGAACAGACUAAAGUGGCAGAGCGAGACCCAGGGACCCAGCAGCUCAGUACAUCCUACAAAUGACAAACCAAGGAAAUGCUUCACAAUUUAUUCUUUUUAUGAGACACUGUACAUGGAAGCUCAUGCUUUGACGUUUAGGAUUUCUUUGUUUUUGUUUUUUUAGGGAAGAUAUUAAAAAAGUGAGCCUUUUCGACUGUGUUGUCAAAGUAUAUCCUGUUGGGAUUGUGGACUGUCAAAAAGAAACUGAUUGGAAGACAAAUACACUUCAAGACAACACUACAGUAUCUACUGCUGCCCUGUUGACGUCACAUACAGUAACUCAUGUUUUUGUGUUGCAGCUCAUUGCUAUUAGCCAUCUUCUAAAUGCUAAAUUAGGGGUGCAUCGAUGCUAGGAUUGGAUAUUAAUCUAAUGCCCUGUAUGUAGGCAUACUCGUAAAUGUACCUCGGUACCAACACCACACAUCUCAUUUGAGCAGUCAGGUAGAGGAGAAGCAAUGUCAACCAUGUGAAGUGGUUUUUACCUUUUAUUUUC